CAUGGAUCGCAAUCCGUCGCCGCCGCCGCCGAGUCGCGGCGAGGACGAGGAGGAGGCGGCCGGUGGCGACUGCAUAGGCAGCACGGUCUACAGCAAGCACUGGCUCUUCGGCGUCCUCAGCGAGCUCAUCCAGAUUUUCCAAAAAUACGUUGCCAUGUAAAUGCAUCGCUAGGGUUUCUGCUCCCUAUUCCCACUGUUGUUUCUGAAGCCCAGGCCCUAAUCUGUGUGGAGGGCUUUCGUUGUAGUAGCAUAAGUGGUGAUUUGGCGGUCAUACAGCUCUGAUGUCAAAAGCGCAGCAGGCCCUGCGUGACUUGGGAUUGUUAGCCCUGAAAACUCCCAGUCCAGCUCAGAUGAUGAGGAGCAGCAGGUGGAGCUUGAUGAAGAAAUGGAGAAUGAAAUUUGCAAAGUAUGGGAUAUGUCAAUGGAUGAGGAUGUGGCUUUGUUUCUGCAAGAAUUUAAUGCUCCUGACAUAUUUAUGGGAGUAUUGGCCAAAUCCAAAUGUCCUCGAUUAAGAGAAAUCUGUGUGGGAAUUUUAGGUAAUAUGGCCUGUUUCCAGGAGAUAUGUGUGUCCAUCAGCAGUGAUAAAAAUCUUGGCCAGGUAUUAUUGCACUGUUUGUAUGAUUCAGACCCUCCUACUCUGCUGGAGACAAGCAGGUUGUUGCUUACUUGCCUUUCCCAGACAGAAGUGGCCACUGUCUGGGUUGAAAGAAUCCAGGAACAUCCAGCUAUUUAUGAUAGCAUUUGCUUCAUCAUGUCAAGUUCAACAAAUGUUGACUUGCUGGUGAAGGUGGGGGAGGUUGUGGACAAGCUCUUUGAUUUGGAUGAGAAGCUGAUGUUGGAAUGGAUUAGAAAUGGGGCUGUUCUGCCUUUGGACAAACCCCAGGAAGAUUCUGAACAGCAGCCGGUGUUUCGAAUUGUGCCCUGUGUACUUGAAGCUGCCAAGCAAGUACGUUCUGAAAAUCCAGAAGGGCUUGAUGUCUACAUGCACAUCUUACAGCUGCUUACCACAGUGGAUGACGGAGUUCAAGCAAUUGUGCAGUGUCCGGAUGCUGGAAAAGACACUUGGAGUUUACUUUUUGACCUGGUGUGCCAUGAAUUCUGCCAGCCUGAUGAUCCACCCAUCAUACUUCAGGAACAGAAAACAGUGCUAGCCUCUGUUUUCUCAGUGUUGUCUGCCAUCUUUGCUUCACAGGUCGAACAGGAGUAUCUAAAGAUAGGAAAAGUAGAUCUUCCUCUAAUUGACAGCCUGAUUCGUGUCUUACAAAAUAUGGAACAUUGUCAGAAGAAACCAGAGAACUCAGCACAAUCUAACACAGAAGAAACUAAAAAGUCUGAUUUAACCCAGGAUGAUUUCCACUUGAAAAUCUUGAAGGAUAUUUCAUGUGAAUUUCUUUCUAAUAUUUUCCAAGUUUUAACAAAGGAGACUAUAGCUCAGGGAUUAAAGGAGGGCCAAUUAAGUAAACAGAAGUGUUCCUGUGCAUUUGAAAACCUUCUUCCUUUCUAUUGCCCUGUGGUAGAAGACUUUCUCAAAAUCCUACGUGAAGUUGAUAAGACUCUUGCUGGUAACCUGGAGGAAAGCUUCCCAAGUUUGAAGCUUCAGACUUAAAAACUAUUGGAAUUCCUCUGCUCAAGAAAUAAACUCUAUUUUCCUUGCUGACAGUUGAAAUUGACAAAUAGGAAGUAUUAGACCAUAAUUGUUUGGUAUUGUACUCAUGCCCCUCUUCUCCAGCCUUAUCUCAUUUUUGUUUGGCAUUGGAAUCUAGUUUCACUAUCAUCAAGCAUCAUCUCCCUUCCUGCCGCCCCCCCCCCCCCCCCCCCGCUUUUUUUGUAUUGAUUGCAGUAUUUGUCUUCUUCAUGUAAAGAAAACAAAAUACAAGCUUAUCGUUGAGGUUCUUUUUAGAAUAUUUGAGGGGUCAGAGAGGAUUUUCUUCAUAACUCUUAAUUUGGUUUUUACUCAGAAUUUUGUAUUUGUAUCCACUGUAAGUGCAUUCAUCUGCACAAGUAGAAAACCCUAUUAUAGUAGCUUAAUCUGAUAACUCGUAUGUAUGAGGAUGAGUCAAAAAUUAUCCUCACUCCGGUUAUAUUAAAGCUUCUGGGGGCUUCCCUGGUGGCGCAGUGGUUAAGAAUCCGCCUGCCCAUGCAGGGGACAGAGGUUCAAUCCCUGCUCCGGGAAGAUCCCACAAUGCCGUGGAGCAACUAAGCCCGUGCGCCACAACUACUGAGCCUGAGCUCUAGAGCCCGUGAGCCACAACUAUUGAGCCCCUGUGCCACAACUGCUGAAGCCUGCACACCGAGAGCCUGUGCUCCGCAACAAGGGAAGCCAUCUCAAUGAGAAGUCUGCGCACUGCAAUGAAGAGUAGCCCCCGCUUGCCGCAGCUAGAGAAAGCCCACAUGCAGCAACAAAGACCCAAUGCAGCCAAUAAAUAAAUUUAUUUAUUUAUUUAUUUUUAGAAAAAAACUUCUGCAAAAUCUGCAUCCAGAGUGAGGAUAAUUUUUGACUCACCCUCAUAUUUUAUGCAAUAUGAAGUCCAGAGGUAGGGAGUCCAGCCCUGAUAAGGUGGCUCAGGGACCCUGACUCCUUUCACCUCUAUGUGGUCUGCCAGGUGGACCUUUGUGUUCAUUUUCAUUGUCUUGUGGUUAGGGGGACUAUAAUAUCUCUGGUCCUUUCUUCUACAUUCAGGGAGGAAAAAGGAGAAAGAGACAAAGGGGCUUUCUCCUAGCAAGUCUUUACCUUUUUAUUUGGAAAGGACAGCCCUCCCUGGCCAGAACCAUAUCACAUGGCCAUCCCUAACUGCAGAUAUUUGAAAUCAAGUACUUUUUUUCUUUCUAGCCUCUACAGGAGAGAAAGGCAAGAGAGAAGGGAGAUCUGAAUGGCUUUUGAGUAUACCCAGUCCGUGAUGUUUGCCACAGUCUGCAAACCUGUCUGUCCAUUUUAAUUGUAUUGAUUCUGUGCUAGGUUGUUAGUAAUAAUCAAAAGUAAUGACUAGCUUGGUUACAGUUCAGGUUUUUUUCCUAGUGUUUUACAUAUGAAGAUAGAAAUGCUAACAUUCUGAUGAAAGCACGUGAGAAAAAUUCUAUAUCUUCACAGAAGAUAGAAUAACAGUGGCUUAAUUUCAGAAAAUGAUUCGCUUGAGUGCCUUCAGAUUUUUAAAAUUAAGAUUGAGGGGGUUUCAUAACUUCUUAUUGGUUACAAACUGUGCUGUGCAUGAUUUCUCUCUCAUACUUUUAUCAUUCUUUAUAGUUCUUCCUAAUGAAAUAUAUUCUGAGAAUCAACUAGGUACACUUACAGGAAGCACCCAGCUUGCAUUAUUUCAGUUACUGAAAGUGGACUUUUCAGAAAAUAUCAGUUAUGAAUGAAAAAGCCAGCUUUUUAAACCUCUCUUCUGGUACAGCCUCUUCUCAGUUUAUUGCAGCAUCUUUUAGGCUUUAAAGCAUUGGUCUUGACUCACACUUUGUAUUCUUUCCUUGAGUGACUUUUGCUGAUAAACGCAGGGGUGCCCUGUGUCAUUUGUAAGAGAUAUAUAAAUGCCAGUUUCGGGGUAGUUUUAUUGUUGAAAGUAUCCCUGCCAAAAAGAAUUCAACUAUAAAGUAAAAAUCUUACCGAUUAAACUCUUAAUUGGUAGGUUUACAUUAUGUAUAUUUGUAUGUCUUCAGUUAUGACCUUAUGUACAGGUUGAAUGUGACUUUAACAUGAGCUUUCAAAGGCACUGAUGAAAUCACUCCUAUCUGCUAGCCAGUGCUAAAAAUUCUACUCUUUUAUCUCUUAAGGUUGAAGCUUAAGGUGCAAGUAACCCCAUAAGAGUAAUACUCCAAGUUAUUGUCAUGUUUACCUCAGUGCAUAAAUUCACAUUCUGUUUUCCUGAGAACACGUUUUAAAAGGGGGAGCACAGGACUUUGGGUAUCUGAGCAAAAGAGUGCCACUCAGAGUGGGUAAGUUACAGAGGGAGAAAAAGGAUACAUCAUGGAGAGGCUAGGGAUGUCCAGGUUAUUUUCUACUUCCCAUUUCUGUCUUGAACCUGCCUUACUUACUUGUUACUCUUGUUAUUGUAAUAUUAUGAUGUGGUACAUAUUUUCAUAGUACUUUGAUGUGUUUGAAAACUUCCUAAAUCUAUGAAUUAUAAUAAAUAGGUUUUUUUUAAAGUGA
This is a messenger RNA of Hippopotamus amphibius kiboko, 4144 nucleotides long. RefSeq names its product serum amyloid A like 1 (gene SAAL1). NCBI's taxonomy places the organism in Eukaryota, Metazoa, Chordata, Mammalia, Artiodactyla, Hippopotamidae. The transcript has 13 exons. The record is from RefSeq and is a predicted model, not a curated record. The coding region runs from base 386 to 1606 and encodes 406 amino acids.